GGUGCAACCAAAGGUAUGGAAGCUUACUUAUGCAUUUCAUCAGUUAAUAUUGAACAAUCUCUCCUCAGGAUAGUGGGAAAACAAUAGUAACCGUAAUAAGACUAUGAGUCUCACUCUGAAGAUACUAAAAGUUUUAAUCAAUUUUCUUGGAUAACAUCAUCAUGUGUGAAGUUGCUAUUAAUUGGGUUGGUAAACUUCAAGAACUUGGACAAAAAUGCCGGUUUGUUCCAGUAAUGGAUGUUGGAGAAGCCUCCAACUUUACUGUUGGUGCACCGUCUUUCAAAUGUGUAAUUAAUAUCAAGGAAUACGCCAUUCAUGUUGAGCAUUCAGCACAAAAUAAGAAGACGGCUAAAACUGCUGCUGCAAAAAUCGCUUAUGAAAAAAUUUGUGAAAAAAUCAAUGCUCCUCAGACGAGUUCGACUGACAAAAUUGCUGUACUGCUUAAGGAUCUAAAUGUAAAAGAUAACGAGAUGACAGUAGCAGCUAAAUUUUUCAAAUCAAUUACAAAUCUAAAAUUGGGUUCGCCACCUAGAGAUAUUUCCUAUGGAGACUUGAAAGAUCUGCUUAGCGACCUGAAUUGCUCGCUAAAUUAUAAUCAUGACGAAUUUAAACAGGAAAAUGGCACAGAAUUCCGUUUCAGAUGCGAAGUUCGUCCUGAGGGCCAUGAUUAUCCUGUCAUUACUGGUUUUGGAUGGAGUAAUUCAAGCGCAGAAGAGGCCAGAAAUAAAGCAGUGAAACAACUUCUAAGUUCUCUUGAGGUCUACUCAAAUCUCAAAUGAAAGGACCAUAAAUAAUUAUGACCAUGACGUCCAUUGACUGAUUUUUUGGACAAAUACAAUUUGCAUUCUUCCUAAAACAUUUUAAUACAAAUAAUCUAAUUGAAAGCUCAAAAUAAUCUAUUUAUCUACCAGCAGUUGAUUUUUAUAUAUUCGAAGAGAGUUGUGUUCAAUGGUUAAUUUUUUAAAAUUAUAUCCAACAAUCAGGCCCACUUUAUUAUUCGAAUACUUAUAAAGCUUGUUAUAUUCAAAUAUUGUGUUUGUAUUUAAUCUAGAAACGCAACUAUUUUACUCUCUAUAGAAUGAUUUUUUUCAAAAAUCUGCCAAUAAUGCUCAUGUUUUUUUAUAUUUCUGCUUCCUGGAACACUGCAAUAUUUAUUCCAAGCUAGCAGACUCAAAACAUGAGUAUUUACAAUUUCCAAUGUAAUUCAUAAUUUACCAAAUAAACUUGCAAUUAAUUCCA
Messenger RNA from Tetranychus urticae (two-spotted spider mite), 1239 nucleotides. RefSeq lists its product as uncharacterized. NCBI's taxonomy places the organism in Eukaryota, Metazoa, Arthropoda, Arachnida, Trombidiformes, Tetranychidae. The record is from RefSeq and is a predicted model, not a curated record.